UGGGAGAACUGGUAUGUGUGAGAUGAGGGGCUGAAGUACCCAAGGCUGAAAGAUAUGGCUGGGCCUUGCAAGGUGUCAGGGAAACAUUUCCUCCCGGUGAGAUCUGCCAGGCAACGAAAGGGCCGCACAUGAGUCCUGGAGACCCUCCCAUAUCACCCAGGCUUGCAUUGAGGUGGCAGGGGGUUGUGGACCCUCCAGAGCCCUAGCUAGUCUAUAAAUCCUGUUGGCCAGCAGCAGUAGGUGAGGUAAAGAGGUAGCAAGGGCUAAGUACUAUGGCCUGACAGUGUUGUGCUCCCUCACCACAUCUGAGUCUUGCCCCUCCCCACAGUGAGAAGCUCUUCUUUGACAUGGCAGACCGCCUGGCAGAGGACGGCUGGAGGGAGCUGGGCUACAACUAUAUCAACAUUGACGACUGCUGGUCAGCAAAGCAGAGGGAUGCAGCAGGACAGCUGGUUCCUGAUCCCAAGAGGUUUCCUCGAGGGAUUAAGGCCUUGGCUGACUAUGUCCAUUCCCGGGGCCUGAAGCUGGGCAUUUAUGGAGACCUGGGCACCCUCACCUGUGGGGGCUACCCAGGCACCACAGUGGACCGCGUGGAGCAGGACGCCCAGACCUUUGCGCAGUGGGGUGUGGACAUGCUGAAGCUGGAUGGGUGCUACUCAUCGGGGGAAGAACAGGCGGAGGGCUACCCGAAGAUGGCGAAGGCCUUGAACGCGACAGGCCGUCCCAUAGUCUACUCCUGCAGCUGGCCGGCAUAUCAGGGUGGGCUCCCCCCGAAGGUGAACUACACCCUCCUGGCAGAGAUCUGCAACCUCUGGCGUAACUAUGGUGACAUUCAGGACUCCUGGGACAGUGUGCUUUCCAUCGUGGACUGGUUCUCCGCACACCAGGAUGUGCUGCAGCCAGCUGCUGGCCCUGGCCACUGGAAUGACCCAGACAUGCUCAUCAUUGGAAACUUUGGCCUUAGCUACGAGCAGUCACGCUCCCAAAUGGCCUUGUGGACAGUGAUGGCAGCUCCACUCCUCAUGUCCACUGACCUUCGCACCAUCUCCUCAAGCGCCAAGGAGAUCCUGCAGAACCGGCUGAUGAUCCAGAUCAACCAGGAUCCCCUGGGAAUCCAGGGACGUAGGAUUGUCAAGGAGAAAUUCCACAUCGAGGUGUUCCUGCGCCCACUAUUGCACUCUGCCAGCGCUCUCGUCUUCUUCAGCCGGAGGACAGACAUGCCAUUCCGCUACACCACCAGCCUGGCCAAGCUCGACUUCCCAGACAGCACCACGUAUGAGGUCCAAGACGUGUACAGUGGGAAGAUCAUCAGCGGCUUAAAGACAGGAGACAACUUCACAGUCGUGAUUAACCCCUCAGGAGUGGUGAUGUGGUAUCUCUACCCCAUGGCGCAGCCCUGGCGCUUAGUCAGACAGCAAGGCCCCAGGGGAGAUAUAAGCCCCGUCGUCCUGUGACAACGCACCCUGACGGUGCUCAGCACCAGGGCGUGGGGCAGGGCCAGGGUCAUCUACGAGGCCCUGGAACACCUUCCUCUGCACUGCACAAGUGCCUCUCACUGACAUUAUUGACAGUGCAGGGGGAUUACAUUUACGCUGUUCCUCUGGUACAAACUUGAUGAUUUCUACCUAAUCUGUGUAAAGGGGGACUUCUUGUUACCUGCUUCCUAACGGUGGUGGACAGCUUGAUUCCUUGAUCAUUGCAAAGCGCUCCUGUGGAAAAAAAGCCAUAAAAACAGGGUCCAGCCACUGUUUGAGCUUACCAAUUCUGAUACCUGAGCACUUCAUCACUGCAAGGUGGGUACCACUUACCACGGCAGGAGCUGUUUUAACCAGACCUGCAGAAAAGCUUUAGAUGCUUUAGUAUCUUGUCAGG
Messenger RNA from Struthio camelus australis, 1872 nucleotides. Lineage: Eukaryota; Metazoa; Chordata; Aves; Struthioniformes; Struthionidae. The record is from RefSeq and is a predicted model, not a curated record.